UGUCUUUGGUCUCCCUGUGGUUGACUUUAUUGCUGGCUGAAAUUGGCGCUCAGUUAACCCCCCGUAGAGGUCACUUCCGUUUUCUAACUGGGUCAUCAUCAUGGCAGGACUUGCCGAUGUACGGGUCGAAGAGAGUUUACGGAUAAAAAUCGGUGAAGCCAAAAAUCUGCCGACCUAUGUAUAUUCUUCAGGUGGAGGACGGAAUACGUUAUGCAUUGUGAAAUUAGAUAAUGAAGAAAUUUUCAGAACACAAAUUGUAGAUAAAUCUUUAAACCCUUUCUAUGGUGAAGAAUUCCAUGCAGAAAUACCAAAGCGCUUUAGGUAUUUGUCAUGCUACAUUGUCGAUACAGGUUAUAAAGCUGAGAAGGUUAUUGGAAAAGUUUCCCUAAGGAGAGAAGAACUUCACAAAUACCAUGGCAAAGACCAUUGGUUUCCCUUGUCACAUGUUGGCUCAAAUCCAGAAGUACAGGGAAAGGUUCACCUGGAGAUCAGGUUUGAUGAGUACCUCAAUACUGAACCAGAAUCCUUCUCCUCUCACCGCAUGGUUGUCAGAGUUAUUGAAUGCUUGGACUUGACCGUGGUCAAUGGUGCGUGCAAUCCUUAUGCUGUCAUCACGUUAACUUUUGGAAAAUCUCGGCACAGAGAAGAAGUGAAGCGAACGAGCGUCAAGAAGAAGACAAUUUGUCCACAGUUUGAAGAAACGUUUUUCUUUGAUCUUGACAAAAGGAAUCAAAAUGGAGACAGAAACCAAUACAUUUUUGAAGAUUUUCUCAGUGGAGAUGUAUGUAUAUCAUUGUGGCAUGAUGAUACCAAAGUGUCUCGAGAAGUCUUAGGUGGUAUCUUUCCUGGUGCUUUUCUCGGAGAGGUGAAAAUUCCAUUACGAGAUUUAGAUCCAAAAUCGGUACAUAAAGCAUGGUACUUCCUCCAUGCUCGAGAAAAUGGUAAACAGACGCGACAAGAACUGGGUUCAUUACGGCUCCGAAUCUCAUAUACCUCUGAUUAUGUUUUCUCUUCCCACUACUACGAUGAACUCAGGAAUUUAUUGUUGAAUUCAGAAAGUUGUACUCCAAUAACAUCAUCAGCAGCCUUUAUUUUGGGGGAAAUUGUUGAAAAUCCACAAAAUGCAGCUCAACCUCUGAUGAAAGUUUUUUUACACUAUGGAAAAUUAGUGCCUUUAAUUAAAGCUUUAGCUGAAAAUGAACUUUCCAAAACCUCUGACCCCAACACCAUAUUUCGGGGUAAUACUCUAGUCACUAAAUUAAUUGAUGAGUUAAUGAAGCUAGUCGGAUUACCAUAUUUACAAGACACAAUAAAGUCAAUAAUUGAUGAGAUUUGUACAGAUCACCGAUCGUGUGAGAUUGAUCCAACCAAAUUAAAGGAUGGUGAAAACAUUAUCACAAACAUGGAGCAUCUAAAGUCAUAUGUAGAUAAAAUGUUUCAAGCAAUAACAACAUCUGGUUUUGCCUGUCCACAAGUGAUGUGUGAAGUUUUUUACACAUUAAAAGAAGCAGCCAGAAAACACUUCCCAGAUAACCGAGAAGUUCGAUAUCAAGUUGUAAGUGGUUUUGUCUUCCUUCGGUUUUUUGCCCCAGCAAUUUUAGGUCCAAAGCUUUUUGAAUUACGAACCAACAUGCAGGAUGCAACGACCAAUCGAGCCUUAACUCUCAUCUCUAAAGCAAUACAGGGACUUGGAAAUCUAGUCAGUUCUCGUUCACAUUCCUUUGGGCUCAAGGAAGAUUACAUGGUUCCUCUUUUUCAAUAUUUGUCUGGAGAGAAGCAUAUUGACAGCGUUAAAAAGUUCUUGGACAUUAUAUCUUCUGGAUCAAGAGUAUCAAUAAGAGACAUUGAAGCCCCAACAAUAUUGAAGGAAGGUAUGAUGAUCAAAAGGGCCCAAGGACGUGGUAUUUUUGGUGUCAAGAACUUCAAACGUCGUUAUCUCUGUUUAACAAAUCAAAGUCUAUUCUACUCCCGAGAAAAGGGUGAUGAAGUUCUGUGUGAAAUCCCUAUUCAUAACAUAUGGGCUGUCGAACGGUUACAAGAGGAGUCAUUCAAAAUGAAAUAUAUGUUUCAAGUCGUACAACCAGAAAGAGCCCUGUAUAUACAAGCUAACAACUGUGUAGAAGAAAAGGAAUGGCUUGAACUAUUAAAGCAGAUCUGUAAUUCCAAUAAAAAUAGAUUAAAAAAGUACCACCCUGCUGCCUAUAUUGGUAACCAUUGGUUAUGUUGUAAGCACACAGACUAUAAUGCUGAAGGCUGCAAACCCGUGUCUGGGGGACUGCAAGUGGUAGAGAUCCAAGUUGAUAAGAUAGAUGCUGACCGAGAAGUGGAAAAGAUCCAUUCUUUGUACUUCACUGCCAUGGACAAACUGGAAGGAAUGCAAGCUAAAAGGAAGUCUGUCCUAGAUGCCUGUGCCAGUCAAGAAGUUUACACGGGCGACAGUGAGAUGCCUGGGUCAAUGCACAUUGAAGACACAAAAAGCUGUUUUGAGACAGUAAACAGUAUAUUAUCAUGUGUUAUAAAGCUUGAACAGGAACAUAAACAAUAUAAAAAAAUCCUCCAAAAGCAAACAGUCAAAGGUUCUUGUGAGGCUCCCUUUGGUGAUGAGAAAUACUGAUGUUCAUUGCUGUGACAAUCUUUGGCACUAGGUAAAUACAUCAUGUACUGUACAAAUGUUGAUACAGGAGUCACUUCACAUACAUUACACAUGUAUGCGUGUACUGCGUAUGUUUUCUAUGUUGUGUGCAUAUGUAUGAUAUCUGUAUGUUAUGACCAUAUGGAAGCAGAAAUCAAAUCAAAAUGAACUAAGAAAAAUAUGGCCAACACAGAUGAUGAUGAUAGUGAUGACUACAGCAGUGCUUACAUUGGAGAAUGCAUUUGUUAUAAUUUUUUUCAUUCAAAAGCUGAUUGGCUAAUCGGACAACAUUCAGCAAAAGACUGAAGUACUCAGCCUUGCUUUUGAUUGGAGAAUUGGAGGAGGAACAGAUGUUUGUCAUGUACCACUUGCUGAAAACAAAAAAAGUGAAAAAGAAAAAAAACAACAAAAUACAAAGGUAAAAGUACCAUUUUCAAAAGAUGUGCAAAAAAAAAAAAAUUAACAACCAAAUAA
Molecule: messenger RNA, 3106 nt
Organism: Octopus bimaculoides (California two-spot octopus)
Lineage: Eukaryota; Metazoa; Mollusca; Cephalopoda; Octopoda; Octopodidae
Product: ras GTPase-activating protein 3
Biological process (GO): intracellular signal transduction; regulation of GTPase activity
Source: RefSeq, a predicted model, not a curated record